AUGAAAAUAUCUGUAGUUACAGAGUGGUUCCUGAUUUUUCUCCUGGUUCCAGGAAUUGCUUUACUACUGUAUCUUUCCCCUAUGACAAAAGGGCAAGAGGAGAAAAAAUCACAAAGGUACCCUCCUGCAAAACAACAAAGCACAGCAGCACCAAGGAAGGAUCCUGUAAAAGAAGAACCAGAAAUGGACACUGUCCAAGAAGAACCAGGGUUGUACCAUGUGGCUUAUCCCCGAAAAUACAAAUUUAUCAUUGACCAGCCAAAGAUAUGUGAACAGCAAAAACCCUUCGUGGUGGUUAUGGUCCCGGUGCCUCCUGGCGACACUGAAGCGCGCAGUGGCAUCAGGAGGACGUGGGGUGGAGAAAAGGUUGUUGGGGACAAAGUGGUUGUGGUGCUGUUUAUUAUGGGCUUACACAGUGAAAACGAUGAAGAAACAUUGCAGGAGCAACUCUGGAAUGAGAGCCAGCAGUACAAAGACCUUCUCCAGAGCAACUUCCUGGAUUCCUAUAAGAAUCUGACCAUUAAAACCAUGAUGAUGAUGGAAUGGCUCAGCAGGAAUUGUCAACAGGCGUCCUUUGCUGUGAAAGUGGAUGCUGACGUGCUCCUUAACAUGAACAAUCUAAUAAAUAUGCUUGUGAGUCUGAACCCAGUACCAGCCAACUAUAUGACCGGGCUAGUGUGGUACGCAAGCCCUGUCAUUCGAAAUCCGUUCAAUAAGUUUUUCCUUCCCUACAAUGUGUACCCCAGAAACACAUAUCCGCCGUAUCCUCUAGGCAUGUGUUACAUAAUUUCUUUGGACCUGCCACAGAAAUUUAUACAGGGAUCGAAGCACAUUAAACCCAUAUAUAUAGAGGAUGCAUAUCUUGGCAUGUGUUUGGAGAAUUUGGGUAUCGUCCCAACCAAACCGCCAAAUAUAGAACAGUUUGUGGCGACACCACCGCGGUACAAUCGCUGUUACUAUUCUGGAUUGAUAGCUAUACUUACGGACAACACAAAUCGGAUGACGUCCUUUUGGACAGAUAUUCAUUCAACCAGCAAUCCAUGCUGAGGUGGAAACAUCCCAACUAGGAUAUACUGCAAUGUGUCUGAUUUUUCUUGUGCUUGUGCGUGUGUGUUUGAGCAUUUUAUUUGUUUCAAGUGAAACCAUGCAUCAUGCAGUAUCCAACUCAGGAACAAAGAAACAAGUAUUACAUGUA
This is a messenger RNA of Sinocyclocheilus grahami, 1195 nucleotides long. RefSeq names its product beta-1,3-galactosyltransferase 1-like. Lineage: Eukaryota; Metazoa; Chordata; Actinopteri; Cypriniformes; Cyprinidae. Bases 1 to 1047 code for a protein of 348 amino acids. Gene Ontology annotation, cellular component: Golgi membrane. Gene Ontology annotation, molecular function: N-acetyl-beta-D-glucosaminide beta-(1,3)-galactosyltransferase activity. Gene Ontology annotation, biological process: protein O-linked glycosylation. The record is from RefSeq and is a predicted model, not a curated record. The transcript is spliced from 2 exons.